CUAUGUCAACAUCGUAAUGAUGCAUUGGUAAAAUGGCUGGGGGAGAGAAAAUGUGUGUGUAAUAUAUUGUUAAUUUAAUUCAAUAUUCCGCGUGUUUGGAUUUUAUUAACGCUGUGUGAGAAUGGAUUAAGGCUGUAUAGGAGCUAAUGUGAUGUGUACUGCUCUGGAAUGGCCAAAGCCUUCGACUUCCAGUGGCGUAUUCCUGUACCGGAGCGACUACAAAAAGGAGAUAUAUUUGAACGAUGGGAUGAGGAAUGUUCAUCAUUAGAAUCGUGUUGCUUGGUGAAGGUUGAUGAGAAUGGAUUCUUUAUCUACUGGAAAAGUGAUGGCAAGGAAGGCCAGGUAUUGGAGAUCUCACAGGUGAAUGAUAUCAGAUUGGGCCUGCCUCCCAAGAUUAAUGAUCCUAAGGUGAUCAUUGAUUUGGAACAGAAAGGAACAGGUGGACUUGAAGCUCGAACUGUUACCAUCUGUAGUGGGCUGGACUUUGUGAAUAUCAAUUACACACCAAUGAUAGCAAGAGAUCCUGAGACAGCUAAGGUACCACACUGAAAUGAAAACAUUAGU
Molecule: messenger RNA, 564 nt
Organism: Ruditapes philippinarum (Manila clam)
Lineage: Eukaryota; Metazoa; Mollusca; Bivalvia; Venerida; Veneridae
Product: 1-phosphatidylinositol 4,5-bisphosphate phosphodiesterase beta-4-like
Exons: 5
Coding region: 169-549 (126 amino acids)
Source: RefSeq, a predicted model, not a curated record